Molecule: messenger RNA, 1743 nt
Organism: Spinacia oleracea (spinach)
Lineage: Eukaryota; Viridiplantae; Streptophyta; Magnoliopsida; Caryophyllales; Amaranthaceae
Exons: 1
Coding region: 1-1743 (580 amino acids)
Source: RefSeq, a predicted model, not a curated record
AUGCAUAUCGAGAAAAAUGUUUGUGAAGCAAUUCUUGGGACACUUAUGAAUAUUCCGGGCAAGACAAAGGAUACCAAGGGAGUGCGAGAAUACUUUAAAAGUAAGGGGCUUCGUCCAGAGCUGUGGCCUCAGACUUCGGGAAAUAAUAGAACGAAGGAAAUGGAAACAGGGGGUGCCAAGACAAAAGGAAAAGGCAAAGGCAAAGGCAAAGGCAAAGGCAAAGAAAAGGGCAACGACAAAGGGAAGAAGAAAACCCAUUACUUGCCUCCGGCUUGUUACACAUUGUCCAAAUUAGAAAAGCGGUUAUUUUGUGAGUGCUUGUAUGGAAUUAAGGCUCCCUCGGGGUACUCAUCGAACAUGAAAAGAUUUGUGUCUUUAAAUGGCGAGUUGAAGUUGACAAGUAUGAAAUCUCACGAUUGUCAUGUCAUGAUGCAAACUUUCUUACCCAUAGCAAUUCGUGGGAUAUUGCCAAAGCAUGUGAGACAUAGUAUUACUAGUCUUUGUUCAUUUUUCAAUACGAUAUGUAGCAAAGUGCUUGAUCCGUCAACACUCGAUGAACUUCAGAACAAAGUAAUCCAAACAUUAUGCGAAUUUGAGAUGUAUUUUCCACCUUCGUUCUUUGACAUAAUGGUUCAUUUAAUUUGCCAUCUUGUUCGAGAAAUUAAGUUGUGCGGUCCAGUGUUCAUGAGGUGGUGUUAUCCUUUUGAGAGACACAUGGGUGUUUUACAAGAUAAAGUGAGGAAUCCUGCACAACCAGAAGGUAGUAUGAUUCAAGGCAACGUGGGUGAAGAAGUUGGAAAUUUUGUGGCCGAGUAUUUAGCAAAACCUGAACCGAUUGGACUUCCUACAUCUCGGCAUGAGGGAAGACUAGAAGGCAAUGGUACAAUUGGGUCAAAAUUGAUCUCACCUCCUACGCAUAAGCUAUUACAAGCUCACUUAUACGUGUUGCAUCAUAUUCUAGCCGUCCACCCAUAUUUGGUGAUGCAUAAGCAGGAAUUGGCUAAUGAAUACCCUUCCAAAGGGGAAAGAGAAUUGACGCAAUUGCAUAAUAGAGAGUUCAUUAAAUGGUUCCAAGAUAAGGUGAUGGGUGAACUAGAGGUAGCUGGUAAUACUGUUUGUGAAACUGUUCAGUAUCUAGCUCUUGGUCCUCGGGAAGCCGUGCAGUCAUAUCAGGGUUAUGAUGUCAAUGGAUACACAUUUUGGACUGAGCGCCAAGAUCAGAAGUCCUUGUCAGUGCAAAAUAGUGGUGUCUCCCUUGUGGCGUCAUCAAGAGAGUAUGCUAGUGCUAAGGAUGGAUCUCCGGUUGAUGCCAAGUUAUCUUACUACGGGCGAGUCCAAGAUAUAUGGGAGCUUAAGUACGGAACAAAAUUGACUGUUGGUCUGUUUUGGUGCAAGUGGGCUGAUAAUAAUAAGAGGUGUGUAAAAAGGGAUGACCCUUGUGGGUUCACUCUUGUAGACCUGGGUCGUUUGCGUGAGACUGAAGAGCCAUUUAUACUUGUAUCACAAGCUAAGCAAAUAUUUUAUAUAACCGACCCUGCCAAUAAGAAGUGGUCUAUUGUUGUACCGGGAAAGAGAAACAUCCUCGGUGUCGGUGAUGUUGAGGACGAGGACGAGUAUGAUGCUUUUGAUGAUACACCUCCAUUCACCAAUCCCGAAACUGAAGUGACAAACAAUGUGGAUAAUGACACAAAUUACAUGCGUUCAGAUCACACGGAAGGAAUACUUGUUGAUGACGAAAUCUAG